AAGACCCCGAAACACCAUUAUCGGCGUUAAUAUUUUAUUUUCAUUACAAAAUAGUCUCACUCUCUCUCUUAUACUUUUACUUUCCAAACAAGUAAAGAGAAUUAACAUGGGGUCAGAGGGUGAGACCGUUUGUGUCACUGGUGCUGCUGGGUUCAUAGGAUCAUGGCUGAUCAUGAGACUCCUAGAGCGUGGUUACACUGUCAGAGCCACCGUAAGAGACCCAGAGAACUUGAAGAAGGUAAAGCAUUUGAUAGAUUUGCCUAAGGCAUCGACGCACCUGACACUGUGGAAGGCUGACCUGAACGAAGAGGGAAGCUUUGAUGAAGCAAUUAAAGGAUGCACCGGUGUUUUCCAUGUGGCCACGCCCAUGGACUUUGAGUCCAAGGACCCUGAGAAUGAAGUGAUAAAGCCAACGAUAAAUGGUGUGUUAAGCAUCAUGAAAGCUUGUGUCAAUGCAAAAACUGUUCGAAGACUAGUAUUCACAUCCUCUGCAGGAACUGUCAAUGUUGAAGAACACAUAAAGCCUGUUUAUGAUGAAAAUUGCUGGACUGAUGUUGAAUUUGUCAGGAAGAAAAAGAUGACUGGAUGGAUGUAUUUCGUGUCCAAGACACUUGCUGAACAAGCCGCAUGGAAGUUUGCAAAAGAAAACAAUUUGGAUUUCAUCAGUAUUAUACCACCACUUGUGGUUGGUCCAUUUAUCAUGUCGUCAAUGCCGCCAAGUCUUAUAACCGGACUUUCUCCUAUCACUGGUAAUGAAGCUCAUUACUCAAUCAUAAAGCAAGGCCAAUUUGUUCACUUGGAUGAUCUCGUGAAUUCUCAUAUAUAUUUGUAUGAGAAUCCAAAGGCAGAGGGAAGAUAUAUAUGCUCCCGGACCGAAGCUACCAUUCAUGACAUUGCAAAAUUGCUUAGAGAAAAUUUUCCAGAGUAUAAUGUUCCUACAAAGUUCAAAGGUAUCGAUGACAACUUGGAGAUUGUCAGUUUCUCUUCCAAAAAGCUUACGGACUUGGGGUUUGAGUUCAAAUACAACUUGGAGGAAAUGUUUGUAGGAGCUGUUGAAACAUGCCGAGCCAAGGGAUUGCUUCCUGCUGCUGGUGAAAACAAUGUCACUGGCACGAAAAAAGAUUGAAAAUUGUUAGUUUCUUGCGUGAUUCAUGUGACAGCUUAAAUAUGUGUGCACAAGUUAUAAAUAAAUGUAUUUCUAUCUAUGAAUGAGAGCUAUCCGCUAAUGUGAUUCGACUGAUUCCCAAAUUUUACUA
This is a messenger RNA of Quercus robur (English oak), 1256 nucleotides long. RefSeq names its product dihydroflavonol 4-reductase-like. The record is from RefSeq and is a predicted model, not a curated record. The transcript is spliced from 6 exons. NCBI's taxonomy places the organism in Eukaryota, Viridiplantae, Streptophyta, Magnoliopsida, Fagales, Fagaceae. Bases 107 to 1126 code for a protein of 339 amino acids. Gene Ontology annotation, biological process: anthocyanin-containing compound biosynthetic process. Gene Ontology annotation, molecular function: dihydroflavanol 4-reductase activity.